GCAUACAGAUUGCUCCAGUUAGACAGCUCCACCUCCUUUAGAAGUAAAAAUAAUUUCCUCCCAAAUUCAUAAACAGCAUUUCAACCUACAAUAGUAAAAGUUCUUCUAAGAGGAGGAAAGUAUCUUAGCUCUAGGCAGAACAUGGAAAAACGUGUUGAUUCAAAUGAUGUUGCAGUGUUACAGCCUCCACCGUAUGAAUCUGUUGCAUGUAAUCCUAGUGAAGUAAUCAGCAUUGAACCUUCACCUCCUCCUGUUCGGGACCACUUUAUCUGGUCACUCUUUAGCCUGACAAACUUUAAUGUUUUGUGUCUCGGUCUCCUGGCGGUUGUUUACUCUGUUAAGUCCAGAGAUCAGAAGCUGAUUGGAAAUACAACCGCGGCACGUCAUUAUGGGAAGACCGCAAAGCAACUGAACAUUGGUGCCAUGAUUGGCUCACUGAUUGUACUUGCUUUUCUUAUUUAUAAAAUGUGCUAUGAUCCACACUUCCGGAAAUUUUUCUAAAAAUACUACCAUCAGGACUGCAGAAAAAAAUGGGGCUCUUCUGAAUACUUCUUUUUUUUGCAAUCACUAAAAGAAGUGAAUGAAAUCUUUUGAAGUAAAGCUGCUAUAGCGUUUGUGUACUGAGCUGUUGUGAAUUCUGCAGUCUGUAUUAGAGCUGAGUAAUUUUCGUAAAAAGAUGUUUCUUAUCUGUGCUUUUUGUUGUUUAUGAAAUAAAAUUCAUGUAAACAAUUAUACCAAAAUACUAAUCACUUACUCAAAAAUAAUUUGAUUACGCAGUGCAUUUUAAGGGAGUUUGCUUUUGCCAAAGAUGAUUAUUUUAAUAAUGUUCUACUUAGUUUUUAAAGGAGUAUAUUUCCUAAUAUACAUGCAAACAGUAUAUGGAAGCUGUUGCAUCCAAAAUGAACACUUAGCUAGCUCAUGCUCUUUACUAACCAAAUGUGCCAUGAUGAAAAUAUUAUGUGUGUCCUAGAAGUGUUAGAAAAGAGAAAAAGUUAAUGCUUCCACUUACCUCUGCAUAGUUUAAUACUAAAGGAUGCUGAAAUUGCCAAUAAAAGCAGUUUUCUAAGCACAAUGUUCUAAAGAAGUACCAUGUUGCUGUUAUGAGCAAACACGAGUGCUGGAGAGCUAUUGAGAAAAAGAACACUUGAAUAAUAAAACAUAUUGAAUACUGA
Molecule: messenger RNA, 1172 nt
Organism: Protopterus annectens (West African lungfish)
Lineage: Eukaryota; Metazoa; Chordata; Ceratodontiformes; Protopteridae
Product: dispanin subfamily A member 2b-like
Exons: 2
Coding region: 142-501 (119 amino acids)
Cellular component (GO): plasma membrane
Source: RefSeq, a predicted model, not a curated record